GCGCGAGAGCACGAGUAGACGAGAGGGUGCCCGCGCACGCGCUAUUAUUGUUUUGACUGAAAAUGCCGUCGGUUUCGAAAACGGCGGCGAGCGCUUCUCCUCAAACCGAGAAACCAACCCACUAUACAUAUUUGAAGGAGUUCAGGACCGAGCAGUGUCCACUGUUUUUGCAGCACAAAUGCACACAGCACAGACCCUUUACGUGUUUCCACUGGCAUUUUCUAAAUCAGCGAAGACGGAGACCCAUACGAAGAAGAGAAGGGACUUUUAAUUAUAGCCCAGAUGUGUAUUGCACGAAGUAUGAUGAAACAACAGGAAUAUGUCCCGAUGGAGACGAUUGCCCAUACUUACACCGGACCACCGGGGACACAGAGCGCAAGUACCAUUUACGCUACUACAAGACCGGCACCUGCAUCCAUGAGACAGAUGCUCGCGGACAUUGUGUGAAGAACGGCCUCCACUGCGCCUUCGCUCAUGGACCACACGACCUUCGGCCACCCGUUUAUGAUAUCAGAGAGAUCCAGGCACAGGAAGCUCUGCAGAACGGCCAGUUGGGAUCGGGGGAGGGAAUUCCUGACCUGCAGCCGGGUGUGCUGGCCAGCCAGGCCAUGAUUGAGAAGACCCUGAAUGAGGACCCACGCUGGCAAGACACUAAUUUUGUUUUGGCCAACUAUAAAACUGAGCAGUGCACCAAGCCUCCACGUCUAUGCAGGCAGGGCUAUGCCUGUCCCCAUUAUCACAACAGCAGAGAUAGAAGAAGAAAUCCCAGAAAGUUCAAAUACAGGUCGACGCCCUGCCCGAGUGUAAAGCAUGGCGAUGAAUGGGGCGAACCCUCCAAGUGUGAGAGUGGGGACAGCUGUCAGUACUGCCACUCUCGCACCGAACAGCAGUUCCACCCAGAGAUUUACAAAUCGACAAAAUGCAACGACAUGAGGCAAACUGGAUACUGCCCGAGGGGUCCAUUCUGUGCUUUUGCACAUGUGGAAAGAAUUCCUUCCACAGAGGAGACUAUGAGCACGCUGCUCACAGCAAUGCAGUCAGGUUCUCAGUCCAAGCUGGGCUCUCUGCAAUAUCCAGAGUGUCCAGUCAGCGAGUGGAGCAGCAACAUGAAUUCCAUCACCAGCAGCGCCAGUAACAACGGCCAGACAGCACACGUAUCAUGCUCUAAUAGUCCAACUGUUACACCAGGCUCAGGAAGUUCUUUGUCCCCAAUUGGACCCAUCAGCAGGCCAAAAUGCUUUACUAAUGGUAGCUUUUGUUCAGAGUCCACCACGUCCAGUGUUUCCUCUCCAACGUCUAGCUAUCCCAGAGCUCCGGGUUUUGAACGGGAGGAUCAGGCAAAGAACCAGAAGAGCCAGUCUGGGGAAAAUAAUCAAAGGUUAAUGGAUCAAGACAAACAGGCUCAUAGCAAUGUGUUCUCAGUGGUGAACCCAUUAACAUCCAGCAUAACAUCAAGCAUCACGUCCAGCUUGGCCUCAAGCAUCGGAUCUGACAGAUCGUCACCCACCACUUUAUCAACCAUGAAUGCAAAAGCCACACCUUUCUAUCCAGGCAGCAAUACUGUGGAGUCAGUAAUAGGAUCUGCACUUGACCUGAAUUUUAGUGACAUCAAUGUUGCCUCCCUUGACAAAGAGCUAGAGGACCAAGACAGCAAUGGCCUUGGCUUACCAAGUCAGAGGUUAUUAGGAGGCUCUGCUCCUGUCAAUAUUCCUGGCUCUCUAGCUCGGUCUUCUUCUGUGCAUUCCUCAUCGUCUCUAUCUGCGUCCCCGCUCAGCUCUCUGUCUCAAUCCCUGUCCCAGUCUCUCCUCACUGGAAUGGCCUCCCAGCAGAGCCAGCCACAAGCACCACCUGUUAAAACCGAGCACGGCCUUCUGGGAACAACCACAUCUACGCAGAACUCCUUAGGUCUGAAUGGCGGAGCAGGGGGAAUAUGGGACUUCAUGAGUGGCAGCUUCUCUCCCAGCCCGUCUCCUGUGUUCAGCAGCCUUACUUCCAGCACGGUCGGCUCCAGCAGUGCAGACAUCGGCCGGCUCCUCCGAGAACUGGAUGAAGCCAAGCGUAAGAUAAAGCAAUGGGAGGAGGCCUGGCACCAAGUCAAACAGGCCUGUGAAGCGUGGCAGAAAGAUGCGCACGAAGCGAAGGAGCAAGCUAAAUCGGCAGAGGCGGAGCGGCAGCUAGCGGAGCAGAAGCGGGAGGACACCGAGCGCAAGCUGAAGGAACUGCAGGUAGACUUUGACAUUUUGUGUCGCUCAUCCAACACGCCUCUCCUGCGCAGCUACGGCGAGCUGGACCAGCUCCCCCUGCCAAAGCUCCGCUCCAUCCAGAGCCAGCUGCGCAAUGACCUAGACCUCAUAGACGGGGUAAUAUAUCAGCUUCAGUCAAAGAAAUGUAUAGUUUGCCAAAAGCAUGAUCGUUCCAUUGUCCUGCAGCCUUGCCAACAUUAUGUACUUUGUCAGAACUGUGCGUCUAGUAAAAUGGAAAUGUCCUUACUGUAAGACGAAAAUAUUGAAGUGGUGAUGUACAGCUAUCCAAGGUACUAUUUAAUGAUUUAGCCCUUUGAAGAACUACUAAUACAUAUUAUUAUAAUUAUUAUUAUUAUGCUUACAGUUUCUAAAUAGCAUUUUUUUGUCUCUGUGUUUCAGUAUUUCAUAAAGUGAUUCAAUUGAUUAGUUUUAUUAAAUCUAAUAAGUGGUUUUUGACUGAUACAAAUCAAGUACUUAAAUGCAAUACCUGUUUUGUACAAGCUAGGUUAUCCAUUUUCAUUAAGCAUUUAACUAUUCCCCCUUGGUUAUUGCUGUUGGCAUUUAUAGUCGAUUGGCCCUGAUUUGACUGUUAGCAACAAAAUCAUCGGCCCAACGCAAUUAUUGCUACUAGCUGUGUGAAGAGGAUUCGUUUCUUGAUAAGCACUUUGUUGACUUGGAAAAUUGUCUGAGGGUAUUUUUUUUUUCCCAUUAGAAAAUUUUGCUUUAAGCUGCUUUGUAGUCAUUUUGUAUUAUUUUCUUAGAUUUAUAUUUUUUCCCAAAUAUGUAUGAAGCUUUUGUGUGUACUGUGAAACAUAAUAGAAUAUUUCAUUUUUCUAACUGUUAAAUCAUGGUAUAGUGUAUAUAUCUUGUUAGUUUUCAUAUAAAAUAGUACUAGAUAGUAGUUAUUAGUUUCAUUGUUACUUAAAUUUUUCAAAAAUCAAAUAAGUGCAAACUUUGAAUGCAUUUUAGGCAUAACCAGCAGCUGUAAUAUCAGUAAGGCACAUACUGUAUGCUAAGACAUUUAGUAAAUGGAUUUCUCCAUCUUAUAGUGACUAUUUAGAUACAUUAUGUAGUUGUUAGAUGAGCACAUGUGUGCUGAAGUCCUUGUUUGUUUUUUGGACUUUAGCCUUUCAGAUAUGUUAGAACAUAUAUCUGAUUCCUGGCCACUCCCUCUUAAGUGCCUUGCCUUACAAACAUCUGUGAAGAGUUUAGGAUUGUAGUAGAAAAACCCAUAGCGUGCGCAAAUUUCUUCAAAGUGUGUAUUUUUCAGUAGUACCAUAUUAUCGGAGCAUUUAGCGGACCAAUUCAGUACUAAAGUAUUUCCGAGAGACUUCACCCUGGUCGGUGCCUGAGCUCUGAGGUUCAGCUGAAAAAUCAAUUCUUUUCCAUAAAUAACGAUGGUGCUUUUUGGGUGCAGCUUCAUUAUCCUUAGAAGUGUCGAAUCAUCCUUGAUUUAAAUGUGUAGGGAUAUUCAAAUCAGGAAACACGUGCGUUUCUUUGGUUACAAAAACGAAACUGGCUUAGUACAUUUCUGUUUAUUGAAAUGUGUAGAAUCGUCGAGCUCUGUAGAGUUUACCGACAGAAAUCAUUGGUGUUUUUCGUAUCCAAAUUCGACAGUGUAAUGUGCUUAGGUAAUCUAUUUGAAAUGACCUGCUACUGUGUUAUCUGAAACUUUUUUUUUUUUUCUUGUUCCUUUCAUAUUUACAGCAACGAGUUUGUGCGGUAAAUUGUCAGGUACAUACUACAUAAAGGUGCAUAAAGUUUAACCGGGAUUACCAGUUUACUUCAAAAGGGAUGGUUAUUGAGGAUCUCGUAUUUGAUUUCAGCUUCACGAGGCAGAGACUCUUUCUUGUAUUCGUAUCUUAAUCCACAAGGUCUGUAUGUAGCUGAUGUUCUUGACAUUUGGACUGAUUUGUCACUGCAUGUGUCGGUGUGUAACUUCUGUUAACCAGCUGAAGCUCUUAAUCACACUGCCAAAUCUGUUUGUGUUGAGCAGAUGUAUCCAGUUGUUGGUUCGGCAUCUGAGUGUUUUUGUGCUGUGCUUUAAAAGCAUUGACUUUGUGCUAAUCUUUUCUAGUCUGAUUAGGGGAGAUGUUUUUUCUUUCCGGUGACAUAGAUAGGUUGAAAUGGUUCAAAACAGCUCGGGGUAUUGUGAUGUUUCCGACACUGAAGUGUUCAAGAGCUUUGCGGACAUGUCACUUUAUUGAGGGAUUAGUUGCAUUGUUUGGUUACUGGACCACAACGUAGGGUUUUGUAGAAUUCUAAAAUGCGGUUGAAAUCUUUGACAUUUCGCACAACGUUUAUUUCUCAAAUAAAGAGUUCUAUCGAAUCAAAUGUGGACUUUACUUAAAUGAACCAAAGUGGUUUUAUAGUUUAAGCUCGAUUCAAAGUUCAAUUGAAGUGGUGUACAAUUACUAUAUCAGUUUUUAAAUGUUUAAUUUGACAGGACAACUAUGCCAACUGCUUUUCCUGACAAUAUUAAUGGACUGAAUGCCCAUUUUUGUAGUUUCUACCAAAGACCUUUAGUAUUCUUUGUUCUCUCUUCAACUGCAUUUUCUUUUUAACAUUCUGAGGAAAUAAGUUAGAAAUAUGACCAAAUCCAGUACUUUUUUUUUAUAUAUACACAUAAUGUGCAUUCAAAAAAUCCUAAUGAAUCACAAAUCUUUAUGAACUGAAUAUAAAGAUUUUUUGUUUUUUUAAUUUCUCAGUGAAAACGGUAACAUAGAAAUGGCUGUUGUCUACAGUGAAGGAAUGUCAUAGUAAUGAAUGGAUAUUUGUGUUAAUAUUCUUAAGUGGCCAUAUGGAUUAGUGCUUAUUUGAAGUAUAUAUUAUUUCUUUUUAUACUACUAGUACUUAUUCGUAAAAUUCUGAAAUCGGUUUUGAAACAUUAGUUGUUGUGCACUACAUGUAUGCUGUCAGGAAUAUAAAAGAGUACUCGGCCCGUAAGGUGCUUUCUUUCGUUUCCAUUUGACUGGCGUUUGUUUGUUUAGUAGGGAUUCUUAAGAAUUUGGAUAUGAAAGAAGAAAUCUUCUAACUUAUUUUUUAUUUUAUUAUUAAUACUUUUUUUUACCUUGAAGUUUAUUAUUGUAUUGUCAAAUGUUGUCUACCAUGACGGUGUAGAACAUGUUUGAUUGUGAUGUAAAGUGGCUCCCUUGUUCUUGCUAGUUCAAAUGGCUGAGACAGACAGUGGGUUACAUUUAUGAAAAUUGUUCAAGUAUCUACAUUUCCUAGCCUUAAACCUCACUUUUUGGUCUAGUUAUGUUUUCCAGUUAUAGUAAUGAAUAAGAAAAUAAAUAUUUUCUUUUUUUAAUUUAAAAGUAAAAAAAGAAAAACAUUUACAAUCAGUCAUUCUGCUUGAAAACAUGAAGUCUUGUAAGGAUCGAGUCUCUUUUGAACAAAUGUGUGCCUUUAAUAAAAACACAUUGAAAGUAUUUUUGAUUGAACAAAUGGAUAAUUCCAGUUUCGAAAAUGAGCCGAGUUUUAGUGCCUUGGGAUACUUUAAUUUGUAUUUCUCAAUGCACGAGAGUCCCGUCUUAGACUUUUUACAGACCAGUGUAUUAAAAUAUGACCUAACUACUCUGCCAUGCCUUUGAACAAUUUAAGUUUGAGUAAUAUGUGAUUUAUUCAGAUAAAGAACCAUUUAUUGAUGUUGGAAAGUCAGCAUGAUGAUGCAUGUACACAGUUUCUGCUGUCAGAGUAACAGUUCAGGUGUUUUACAACGGUAUUCUUUACCAAGGGUGUGUUAAAAGUAGCAGCUCAUCUGAACCGUUCAUGAAGUAUGUCAAAAUUAAAGUGGAAUUGUUAUUAAAAACAAGUUAUUUUGGGCUUCCAACUGAUUUUCUGUCAAUUGUUUGCCUAACAAUGAUUUUCUGUACAAAACCCCCCUGUCUGCAUCAGCCAUUUUAAUACCAACUGUAAUCUUUAACAAAAAUGACCAUUUAAUGUUGACGUAAGACCAGGCAUCUGUAAUUAAAGAAGCACCAAGGAAUCUUUUGUUUAGCAAUGUAUAAAAUAAUGUAUUGGAAAUUUACCAUAAUGCUCUGCAGUGGAAAUAAUCAUUUUUCUUUCUUUAUGCAUUCUUGUGGAUUUUUCUUUUAUUCAUUUCUUUGUUUUUCUAAUUUUGUUCUCUGUCAUAAAUGUGAUUUAUUGAACCUAAGGAUUUAUGCAAUCUUGUAUAUACAUAUUACAUUUGAAACUGGUUAAAUUUAGCGAACUAGCCAGGAGGAAAAUACCUAUUACAAUAGUACAAUUUUGUAAGCGGAUAAUAAUAAUAGUAAUAAUAAUAAUAAAAGCCAGAAUUUUUGGAACCACUGGUCCCUAUAAUUAAUGUUACGGUUAAUCGAACAUUAAAUCCCUGAAUAUUGAAUGUACCAUUCAAAUUAGAUAUAAAAUGGGUCACUGGAAUAGCAUAGAGAACAGUUCAUCUAUAAUGAUGUAGCACUAGUUUUGUUAAAUGCGACACAUAACGAAUAAAUUUAUUAAGUUAAACACAAUUGCAGUUUAUGUAUUUAUCCAUGUAACAUUUUGAUGGGAAUAUGAGAUGUAUUUUUCUCAGGGUUUUACAGGAGAACUGUAGAAUAGAGCGAGAGGUCCAAUUUUCAAAGGAAACUGCAACUCACAGAUUUAUUAGCUCAAAAGUCAAAAUGAGGAAAUCGUUUAUAUUGAAUGGAAGAAACAUAUCCCUUAUUUUGGUACAGUAUACAUCAAUAUAUAGAACAGCUUAUAUUCUAAUCAGUGUUGAAAUACUAUACAAUUUGCUGUCAAUAUAAUACUUUGUGUAUGUGUUGUCAACACAAGACCUUAAACCAUUUACUGGGAGUUCUGUGUUUAAGUUAUGGAGGCUUCUUUAUGAAAUAGUUGUACGUUUUGAUGGUGUGUAAGGCCAGAGAGGUUGUUCUUCACUAGAAUUACUUAAGAUGGUAUUAUUUAUAAUGCAUAAUCUUUCUCUUGUAGUGUAUCAUUUAAAAUUGUUAACACUUGUCUACACUACAGCAGUUAUGCAAUGGUUUACAGAAUCCAUGGAAUUAUUUUUGUCAUCUUGGGAAUUAAAUAAUUUUUGAUCUUUAA
Molecule: messenger RNA, 7310 nt
Organism: Carassius auratus (goldfish)
Lineage: Eukaryota; Metazoa; Chordata; Actinopteri; Cypriniformes; Cyprinidae
Product: putative E3 ubiquitin-protein ligase UNKL
Exons: 16
Coding region: 63-2495 (810 amino acids)
Molecular function (GO): metal ion binding
Source: RefSeq, a predicted model, not a curated record